AAAGCUUAAACAGUGAAAUGUCUAUGCUUCAAGAUACUUAUUUGACAAAUAAUAACUCAGAUGAUGAUUCUGAUAAUGAAUCUAAUGAAUUAAGUCCUGAUAAAGCUUAUGACAAAACUUUUUCAUUAUCUUUAAUUGUAUAUAUUGAUUAUUUUUUUAAUGCUGACUAA
This is a messenger RNA of Cetraspora pellucida, 170 nucleotides long. Lineage: Eukaryota; Fungi; Glomeromycota; Glomeromycetes; Diversisporales; Gigasporaceae. The record is from the annotation of a GenBank genome assembly.